AUGGAUCAACACCAGCACCAGCACCAGCAGCACAUAACCGAUGAUCACAACCAAAAUCUCGGACAUGCAAGUCCUUAUGCAUUCUAUCCAGCCGAGCAAGAAUCAUCUUACAGCCUCGCGUACAACCACCACGCGAUGCAGCACCAGCAGUCUUUUCCUGUCGUGCAGCAUCCUAACCCUCAUCAUCCUCGCCAUCUAUCUGCGCCAGACUUGCAUCAAGGCCUGCAGUUCCAUAAUCUUAGCCUCAUGCCCACGCAUCAAACGCAUCAAUAUCCGCCACCCGUGUAUACCUCAUCGCCACAACAUGUGUCAAUGAAUCUGCCUGCUGGCUCACCCCCUCCGCCCUCACCUCACAUGUACGAUCCUUUGUCCCCACCCAUUUCAGGAUCUGACACAUCAGCGGACGGCCUUUACCACCACCAUUCGAGAAACAGCAGCGGGACAGGCUCCCCAUCGUCAUCCCGUGGACCUAGUUUAGUUCAUCGCCAAUCUCUUCGCUACAACCCCACCCCUUCCCCUACCACUAGUUCUUCUGGGCGUCGUGGCCGUGCUCGUUCCUUAAACGACUCAGACGACGAAGACAACAUGGGCGCUACAUACGUAGAGAACUUGGCUCACACCAGAAAGGAGGCAACACGCAGACAGCGCAUCGAGGCUGAGCAAAGGCGUAGAGACGAAUUACGCGAUGGCUAUGCCAAAUUGAAGGACGUCUUACCUGUUUCUAACCAGAAGAGUAGCAAGGUGUCGCUACUCGAGCGAGCUACCAAUCAUAUCAUCUUUCUGGACAAACAGACACAAGAUAUGCAGGCUCGUCUUAUUGUGCUGGAGCAGGAGGUGCAACGCCUUCGUGCCGUCAACGAGAAAAUCUCGCUUGGCACUAGCAGCUCCCCUUCGCCAGGAAAUAUCCAUGGCGUUGAUGCUCGACCGUUGUCGCCUCCCCCCGAGCCUGGAAUGCAAAAUCAUUCUCUCGCUCAUGUUCAAGGCCAACAGCCCCCGCGAGAGGAUUCGCGCAGUCCUGCCUCGGAUUACUGA
Suillus plorans is the source of this 1032-nucleotide messenger RNA. RefSeq lists its product as uncharacterized. Bases 1 to 1032 code for a protein of 343 amino acids. NCBI's taxonomy places the organism in Eukaryota, Fungi, Basidiomycota, Agaricomycetes, Boletales, Suillaceae. Gene Ontology annotation, molecular function: protein dimerization activity. The record is from RefSeq and is a predicted model, not a curated record. The transcript has 3 exons.